Molecule: messenger RNA, 1390 nt
Organism: Durio zibethinus
Lineage: Eukaryota; Viridiplantae; Streptophyta; Magnoliopsida; Malvales; Malvaceae
Product: 18.1 kDa class I heat shock protein-like
Source: RefSeq, a predicted model, not a curated record
ACAUAUCAAAACUAGAACCCUCUUUCACUUUGAAUCACUUCUAUAUAUAGCAUUCUGAUCACAACCAAAUUCCAUCGAGGAAAUAUACAUUUGAAGCUUGAAAAUCUUUCUUUGCUUACUCUGUAGACAUUUCUUUACUUUUCUUUUUUGGUGUUAAUCUUUGUUCAUAGUUUUGCAGGCAUGUCACUCAUUCCUAGUCUUCUUGGUGGUCGAAGAACCAAUGUCUUUGAUCCAUUUUCUCUUGAUGUGUGGGAUCCUUUUGAUGGGUUCUUCAACUCUGCAUUGUCGAUCAGUGUGCCAUCUUCAGCACAUGAGACUUCAGCCUUUGCUAAUGCAAGGAUUGAUUGGAAGGAAACACCAGGAGCUCACGUUUUCAAAGCUGACCUUCCGGGGCUGAAGAAAGAGGAGGUGAAAGUUGAGGUUGAAGAAGGGAGGAUUCUUCAGAUAAGUGGGGAGAGGAGCAAAGAGCAAGAAGAGAAGAAUGACAAGUGGCAUCGCAUCGAGAGAAGCGGUGGGAAGUUCCUGAGGAGGUUUAGGUUGCCUGAGGAUGCAAAGAUGGAUCAGAUUAAGGCUAGCAUGGAAAAUGGUGUCUUAACCUUGACUGUCCCCAAGGAGGAGGAGAAGAAACCUGAGGUUAAGGCCAUUGAGAUUUCGGGCUAAUCGACAUGGUUUACACAUUUUAAGUUUCAAGAGCCUCGAUUAUGGAACAAUAAGCAAAUGGUUUUAGUAUUUGUUUAUGUGUGAAGUCUUCCAAUGUCUUCCUUAUGUUUUUUACUAAAAAUAAAAAAUGAUGUAAAAGUGUGAGACAGUUUUUAACUUUUGAAUAAAUAAGUGCUUGUUGGAAUCUGUUCAAACGAGUUUUCUUGUGAUGUUAUAGCUAUCUACUUCUUAAAUUUGUUUAUAGAUCCUACUUUUGCAGUGACACUAGUUUUACUCACCCUGCCCGCGGGGUGGUGACAGCAGAGAAAUUAAGUAGCGAUCUUUCAUCAGCUCUUUUUCUUGGCUUGUUGAUCUAUAGCCAGGGUGCUGGUGCGAGCUUUUGCCAAUGCAAGGGUUGAUUGGAAAGAGACCCCGGAGGCACGUCUUUAGAGCUGACCUUCCAGGGCUGAAGAAAGAGAGAUGAAAGUUACGGUCCAGGAAGGUAGGAUACUUCAGAUAAGCCGGGAGAGGAGCAAAGAGCAAGAAGAGAAGAAUGACAAAGAGGCAUCACGUUGAGAGGAGCAGUGGCAAGUUCAUGAGGAGGUUCAGGUUGCCUGAAAAUGCAAAGUUGGAUCAGGUUAAGGCUAGCAUGGAAAAGAUUGAUGCUUUGGUACUUUUGAAAUACAGUACAUAUGAAGGAACAAAUGUCUGGUUUUGUUUUUGUGUUGUUUUUGGGUUGGUAAUGGCCUAA